This is a messenger RNA of Lolium rigidum, 2571 nucleotides long. Its product is annotated as transcription initiation factor TFIID subunit 4b-like. NCBI's taxonomy places the organism in Eukaryota, Viridiplantae, Streptophyta, Magnoliopsida, Poales, Poaceae. The transcript is spliced from 13 exons. Bases 420 to 2411 code for a protein of 663 amino acids. Gene Ontology annotation, cellular component: transcription factor TFIID complex. Gene Ontology annotation, biological process: transcription initiation at RNA polymerase II promoter. Gene Ontology annotation, molecular function: protein heterodimerization activity; DNA binding; RNA polymerase II general transcription initiation factor activity. The record is from RefSeq and is a predicted model, not a curated record.
CCAGCACCAGCGCCGCCGCCGCCUCCUCAUCCCAACCGCUGGAUCACGCCGACGGUACAUUACCUCAGGAAAGCAACUCAGUAGUAAACCACAGUCAUGGGCAGUGGCAAUCUUCAGUAAAGAAUGACAUUAGAAACCAGGAGAGCCAACAACAGGAACAAAAACAGUUAUAUUGCAAAAAUGAGGAGUCAUCCAGGCCUGAAGCAGUUUCCAUAGGUGCUGAUAACAAACAACUUCACUCCAGUACUCAAAAUGAAGGUGACCGACUAAAUGUCAAGCAGGAGCCAGGAAACAAUGCUCAGCAACGUACUGUUGGUCAGCAGCAGCCUAUACAACAAAUAAAGAGUCAACAACCACCAAGCACAAACAAAACAAACAGUCCAGCCACGGUGGGAAAACCUCCUGUUGUUACGUUUCAUAUGCUAAUCCCAAUUUUGAGACGCUACCUUGACAAAGACAGGGAUAUACAAGUUCAGUCCAUUUUUGCAAAGUUACGGAAAAAUGAGAUCAGCAAGGAACAUUUUUUAAAGGUUAUUAGGACCAUUGUUGGUGAUAAGUUACUCAAGCAAGCCGCUUCACAAUAUCAAAUGCAGGCUGCUCAGGCACAACGGAAUCCCCCGGCAAGUGCGAGCAACUUUUCUUUGUUAAGUCAAGUUUCAGGUCAGCAAAAUGAGAACCCAAGACCACCUCAGUUUCGACCUUCGACGUCUGGCCAAAUGCAGAGUAACAUGGGUUAUGCAGCUUCAGAGGGAAAUUUGCAAAAGCCUAAUGAAACUGGUAACAUGUCAGAUAGAAAAGGAGUGCAUAUGCUACAAAGCCGCCCACCUAAUAUCCACUCGACCCCAGUGCAAGCAACACAACAUCAUCUGCAGCGUCCCCAGACAUCUUUGCCAGUGUUUGGGGCAAAUAAUAUUCAUCCCCGUCCAUUUCCACAGUCAGUUGGAGGUUCAAUUGCGCCACUUAGACCACAGAUGGCAGAUUCUAGUCAAAGAGGACAAUUUCUCCAAGGAGGUGUUGCCACACGACCAGCACUGCAAAGUAAUCAACCUUCACGGCCACAACAAUCAAACAAGGAGCAGAAAGCUAACUCUUUCAUCCCAACAGCUCAUAUGAACAAAGAAACUGUUAAUCAGCCCUCUGAAUCUGCACAAAGUUCUUUUGCUACCACGAAUGCAAAACAAGUCAACCCAGCACUGUUAUCUUCAAAGGGUGGUGGUAUCUUGGAAAAUCAAUCAUCUGCGCUGGCCAGUUCUAAGUCUUUGACUACGGCAAGCUCAAGUCAACCUCAUCGAUCUCAUGGAACUCCAACAGAGCUCAACAUGCAGAUUCAACCUGGUACCCAAGCACCUCCUUCUGGAGCAGCUUCCAAAACGCCUCAAAAGAAGUCAUCUGCUGGACAGAAGAAACCUUUGGAAGCAAUUGGCUCAUCCCCUCCACCAUCAAGCAAAAAGCAGAAGGGAUCUGGAGGUUUCCAUGAUCAAAGCAUUGACCAGCUGAAUGAUGUUACUGCAGUUAGUGGUGUUAAUCUGAGGGAAGAAGAGGAGCAACUUUUCUCUGCUCCAAAGGAAGAGAGUCGAGUUUCAGAAGCUGCUCGAAAAGUUGUACAACUGGAAGAAGAAAGGCUCAUUCUACAGAAGGAACCUCUGACAAAGAAAUUAGCAGAGAUCAUGAGGAAAUAUAAUCUGAAGAGCAUCGGUAGUGAUGUGGAACGUUGUCUAUCGAUGUGCGUUGAGGAGCGGUUACGAGGAUUCAUGAGCAGUAUAAUAAGGCUUUCAAAACAGCGGGUUGAUGUUGAAAAAUCAAGGCAUCAUAUUUAUCCUUUAUCUUCUGAUGUUCGGAGUCAUAUUUUGAGGGUGAACCGAGAAGCUAGAGAACAGUGGGACAGGAAGCUGGCUGAAGAUGCUGACAGAAUCAGAAAACAAAAUGAUGGAGAUGACAGUUCAGUUGUUUCUUCAGAAAAGGACAGAGCUGAGAGCCGUGGCACAUCAAAGCAUGCUAAGGCUUACAAGGAGGAAGAUGAUAAAAUGAGAACAACAGCUGCAAACGCUGCUGUGCGAGUUGCAGCCGGAGGUGAUGACAUGCUUUCCAAGUGGCAAUUGCUAGCUGAAAAGAAUAAACAGAGAGGUGAAGGAGGCGAUGGUUCUUCUGGCUCCCUGCCAGGUACCAUGUCGCCUCACAGGCCUUCACCUAAAGCUGGAAAGGGCUCAAGAGAACAGCAGGACAAUGAAAAGCGAGGCUAUUUUUCAAUGCUUGGACCUGGUGGCGUAAGAAGGUCAGCACACAUGAAAGUGGCACGGAGCAUCAAGGUGAAGGAUGUGGUUGCAGCACUUGAGAGAGAGCAUCAGAUGUCAAAAUCAUCUUUACUAUUCCGGUUACAUGGGAGACAUCCGACAGAACCAGCCGGGAAAUAGUUGUCAAAACAGCAAUAUUCAAUUUUGUCAUUUUCAUGUUUCUGUUAGCCAUGUAGAGAGAUGCAUCUUCUGUGAGAGUAGAAUGAUUGAGAUGAGAGGUUCAUUUGUCAAGCGAUGAUCAAUUUUGCAGGCGCUAAGAAAUAUCAAUAGUGAACCAACA